ACAUGAUUAAAGAGGUGGAUUUGGACGGAGACGGCAAGAUCGACUACGAAGAAUUCGUCGCCGCUAUGUGUUCGCCGGCCCGUGACGUCAUCGAGGAGGAAGACGAGGACGAGCUGGACGAAGAAGAGGACGAGGCGACGACGACGACACCUGGCGGACUAACGGCGCAGUACGGAAGCACGCAAAACACGGCGACGAAGGCGACAGCGACGGGAAACUCUAGCAAGGGCUGCGGCAAUGUCGGUAGCCAUGUUACCGUGACGUCAUCGACGCGGACGAACAAGAAAUGCAUGAAGUCUGCCGAGUGACGGAAGCAGACGACUAUUGGGCGCUAACCAUUCCUAACAGAUACAAGGGGAGGGGGAAAUGUGAUGUAAUGUUGUAGAAAUCGCAUGGCGAAAAAAAGAGAUUUCCUUUCAAUGUAUAUAUAUAUAU
Molecule: messenger RNA, 435 nt
Organism: Priapulus caudatus
Lineage: Eukaryota; Metazoa; Priapulida; Priapulimorpha; Priapulimorphida; Priapulidae
Exons: 2
Coding region: 3-308 (101 amino acids)
Molecular function (GO): calcium ion binding
Source: RefSeq, a predicted model, not a curated record